This is a messenger RNA of Saccharomyces mikatae IFO 1815, 3147 nucleotides long. RefSeq names its product Nmd5p (gene NMD5). Gene Ontology annotation, molecular function: small GTPase binding. Gene Ontology annotation, biological process: protein import into nucleus. The record is from RefSeq and is a predicted model, not a curated record. Gene Ontology annotation, cellular component: nuclear envelope; cytosol. Lineage: Eukaryota; Fungi; Ascomycota; Saccharomycetes; Saccharomycetales; Saccharomycetaceae. The transcript has a single exon. Bases 1 to 3147 code for a protein of 1048 amino acids.
AUGGAUAUUACAGAAUUGUUACAGUGCUUUUCCUGUACUUUAGACCAAAACGCUACCGUAAGAACUAAUGCGGAAACACAUCUCAAAAACGCAAGCAGGGUACCAGGAUUCUUAGGUGCUUGUCUGGAUAUCAUUGCUGCUGCUGAAGUUCCAGAGAACAUCAAGUUAUCAGCUUCUUUAUAUUUCAAAAAUAAAAUCACUUAUGGUUGGUGUGCUAAUGCCAGGCAUGGUUCGAAUGAAUUAUUGGAUUCACAUGUCGAUCCCGAUGAAAAACCAGUGGUAAAAGAUAUGUUAAUCAAAACUAUGGUUAGUGUGUCCAAGACCUCUCCGCGUUGUAUAAGAGUGCUAAAAUCCGCCCUUACUGUAAUCAUCUCUGAAGAUUAUCCUAGCAAAAAAUGGGAUGAUUUGUUGCCAAGUUCCUUAGAACUUCUUUCAAGUAAAGACAUCAGUGUAACAUAUGUCGGACUUCUGUGUCUUGCAGAGAUUUUCAGGACGUACAGAUGGAAGAGCAACGAUGAGAGACAGGGCUUAGAAGAGCUAAUUUUGAGUUACUUUCCUGCUUUACUAGACUAUGGUGCAAAUGUUCUUUUCCAGGAUGGUAAAUAUAUGAAUAACGAACAAAUUGGCGAACUGGUUAAAUUAAUUGUUAAAAUUUACAAGUUUGUUUCAUACCAUGACCUACCUUUUACGUUACAACGUCCGGAAUCGUUUACUCCAUGGGCAUGUUUUUUUGUUAAUAUUAUCCAGCAGCCGUUACCUCAGGAUGUUCUAGCUAUAUCUGAUGUUGAGGUUAGAAGUAAAAAUCCAUGGGUUAAAUGUAAGAAAUGGGCCCUUGCAAACCUUUAUAGGCUUUUUCAGAGGUAUGCAUCAACCUCACUGACAAGGAAAUUCCAAUAUGAUGAGUUCAAACAAAUGUACUGUGACCAAUUUCUAACCCAAUUCUUGCAAGUCGUCUUUAAGCAAAUUGAGGAAUGGGGGACUGGACAGUUGUGGUUGAGUGACGAAUGUUUAUACUACAUUUUGAAUUUUGUGGAACAAUGCGUUGUGCAAAAGGCUACUUGGAAGCUUGUUGGACCACAUUAUAACGUAAUUCUUCAACAUGUUAUUUUUCCUCUACUAAAACCUAGUACUGAUACUUUAGAAACCUUUGAGAAUGAUCCUCAGGAAUACAUUAACCGGAAUAUGGACUUUUGGGAUAUCGGUUACUCCCCAGAUCUAGCCGCAUUGGCUUUGCUAACGACGUGCGUCACGAAACGUGGUAAAUCUACCCUACACCCGACUUUAGAGUUCAUGGUUACAACUUUACAGAAUGCCAUUGGUGACUACAACAAUAUUACAUUGGACAAUGCCUUGCAAAUUGAGUCAUGUUUGAGAAUAUUCUCUAGCAUAAUUGACCGUUUGAUUACGAAAGAGUCACCGUUCGCGAAUCAGAUGGAAGAGUUUAUAAUGACAUUUGUUUUACCUUUCUUCAAGUCCCAAUAUGGAUUUCUGCAAAGCCGUGUCUGUGAUGUUUGUUCGAAGUUGGGAUCAAUGGAUUUUAAAGACCCGAUAAUAACAUCUACCAUAUAUGAAGGUGUCAUGAAUUGUCUAAAUAAUUCACACAAUUCAUUACCUGUAGAAUUGAUGGCUGCAUUGGCAUUACAAACUUUUAUAAGUGAUGAUCAGUUUAAUAGAGAACUAUCCAGACAUGUUGUUCCUACUAUGCAGAAGUUACUAAGUUUGUCUAACGACUUUGAAUCUGAUGUAAUUUCGGGUGUUAUGCAAGAUUUUGUUGAACAAUUUGCUGAGCAACUGCAACCUUUUGGAGUUGAACUAAUGAAUACUUUGGUCCAGCAGUUUUUGAAACUGGCUAUUGAUCUACAUGAAGCUUCCAAUUUAGAUCCAGAAUCGCUCACAAAUGUUGAUAAUAUCCCCGAUGAGUCUGAGAAGCAAAUGGCAGCACUAGGUAUUUUGUCAACUACUAUAUCUAUUUUGUUAUCAUUCGAGAACUCACCGGAAAUCUUAAAAAACUUGGAGCAGUCAUUUUAUCCUGCUGCAGAGUUUAUCUUGAAAAACGAUAUCGAAGAUUUCUAUCGCGAAUGUUGUGAAUUUGUAGAGAACUCCACAUUCUUGCUAAGAGACAUUACACCCAUUAGCUGGAAAAUCUUGGAGUUAAUUGGAGAAUGCAACAGAAGACCAGAUAGUAUGGUCUCUUAUUACCUAAGUGACUUCAUGCUAGCCCUCAACAAUAUUCUGAUUUACGGUAAGAAUGAAUUAAAAAAGAAUGAAUUUUACACCAAGAUCAUAUUCGAAAUAUAUCAAAAGGCCGUUGUUUCUGAAGACAAUUCUCUAGACGAUCUUAGAGUAGUUUUUGAUUUAUCUCAAGAGUUGGUUCUUGCACUGGAUGAUCAUUUACCUCAACACUACAGGGAACAUUUAUUAGCAGACGUUGUCAAGGCUAUUCUAACGCAAAAGAAUGAACUGAAGAGCAGUGUUGUAUUCAGUGUGACUGCAUUCAAUGUCGUGAUUUCGAAUGUGAUAACAGAACCCUUGAUCACCCUGCAGUAUUUAAAACAGCAAGGGUGUCUUGAAUUUUUUUUUCAGGUAUGGAUUACCGACUAUAUUCCGAACUAUAAAAGGUGCUAUGAUAUCAAAUUAUCGGUGCUUGCGCUGUUAAGAAUAAUAUCAAAGUUAGAAAGCAACGAUUAUACCAUGUUGAGCUUAGAAAGUCUAGUUCCGCAAUUAGGUAUUACUGUUACACAGCUAGCUUCAAGACUUCCAAUGGCAUUGAAACAAUUAGCUAACCAACGCAAGGAAUUCUCGUCAUCUGGUCUAGAAGAAGAUGCAAAUUGGGACGAAAAUUUCCUUGAUAUUGAAGACGACGAUGAGGACGAUGAAGAAGGUAACCUCACCGAAAAAUACCUGGAACUAAUCAAAAACAGAUCAGAUUCUUUAGACUUUGUGGACGGUUAUGACGCAAAGGAAACCUUUGAUGACCUAGAAGAGGAUCCAUUAACUGGGUCAAUUCUGGAUGCAGUUGAUGUAUACAAGGUUUUUAAAGAGUCCAUAAUGAAUUUGCAACACGUUGACAGUAAUAGAUAUCAGGGUAUUAUGAGACAUUUAACUCCAGCCGAUCAAGAGCUGUUCAUGGGAAUUAUGAAUACUUAG